CUCUUAAUACCUUGGAAGGCCAUCUGGGCUUGUGCCCAGGCCAUUGUCGAAGUGGGAAGCUGUAAUCCACCCUGCCAACAGCUUAAUUAAGAAAAAAGGGCUCUUCACUGCGUGCUUUCCCCUCAAGUCUGUUUUUCAGGAUGGACAGUAAGGAGUGUAAUUUGGUUUUUCUUUUAAAAUAAUCUUCCCACCAUUCACAACCUCUGUUCUAUUUUCCCACCUCCUUUCAAAAAGGACUUGAGAUUGGACAGGUCAUAAGGACGUGCACGAUGAGACAGUUAAAGGUUUUGAAAGAGGAAACCACAUACCCGGAAACCACAUGCACAGAAGUGGGAAACUGCAGCUGUGAAUGCAUUUGCUGCAGAGCUCUUGGGACCAAGGCAGAAGACGGAGAUGAGGGAUUGCACAGUGUUUGCAGCACCCUGCCACGGGGGGUUCCUUCCAGCCGAGGCGAGGUCCCUGGCAUCACUUGGUGGCCUUGAAAGACCUCUGCCUUUUCUCGAGGCUGUGGCUCUGACUGGCAGCACAGUCGUGGCCUCCGUGGCCUCUUUUUGGAGGAUGAACUUGGACUGCUGCCCCAUCACCCUGUGCUUCCUGUAAGGAUGCCUCCAUCAUUGACCUCGGGAGAAGUUUCCCUCAGACCUUAGUAUCUGAAAGAGUUUCUACACUUAACCCUGAACAGUAGGACACAGUCUCGUGACUUCUCAUGGCUGCCUGCUGAAUAGUUUGUAGCUGAAUUGGGGCCCACCACUAGCAAAUCCAUAGGUCACAUGACGGCAGAACGUGGUCCAAGACAAUUCCUGGGAAAGUUCAGUUCUUCUCAAGUGAGGGUUCUGACACGUCUAUACCAAUUCCAGUAGUGCCACUACGGGGUGUGGACGACUCCUACCCGCCCCAGAAGAAGUCCUUCAUGAUGCUCAAGUACAUGCACGACCACUACUUGGACAAGUAUGAAUGGUUUAUGAGAGCAGAUGAUGACGUGUACAUCAAAGGAGACCGUCUGGAGAACUUCCUGAGGAGUUUGAAUAGCAGCGAGCCCCUCUUUCUUGGGCAGACAGGCCUGGGCACCACGGAAGAAAUGGGAAAACUGGCCCUCGAGCCUGGUGAGAACUUCUGCAUGGGGGGGCCUGGCGUGAUCAUGAGCCGGGAGGUGCUUCGGAGAAUGGUGCCGCACAUUGGCGAGUGUCUCCGGGAGAUGUACACCACCCAUGAGGACGUGGAGGUGGGAAGAUGUGUCCGGAGGUUUGCAGGGGUGCAGUGUGUCUGGUCUUAUGAGAUGCAGCAGCUUUUUUAUGAGAAUUAUGAACAGAACAAAAAGGGGUACAUUAGAGAUCUCCAUAACAGUAAAAUUCACCAAGCUAUCACAUUACACCCCAACAAAAACCCACCCUACCAGUACAGGCUCCACAGCUACAUGCUGAGCCGCAAAAUAGCCGAGCUCCGCCAUCGCACAAUACAGCUGCACCGCGAAAUUGUCCUAAUGAGCAAAUACAGCAACACAGAGAUUCAUAAAGAGGACCUCCAGCUGGGAAUCCCUCCUUCCUUCAUGAGGUUUCAGCCCCGCCAGCGAGAGGAGAUUCUGGAAUGGGAGUUUCUGACUGGAAAAUACUUGUAUUCGGCAGUUGACGGCCAGCCCCCUCGAAGAGGCAUGGACUCCGCUCAGAGGGAAGCCUUGGACGACAUUGUCAUGCAGGUCAUGGAGAUGAUCAAUGCCAACGCCAAGACCAGAGGGCGCAUCAUUGACUUCAAGGAGAUCCAGUACGGCUACCGCCGGGUGAACCCCAUGUACGGGGCUGAGUACAUCCUGGACCUGCUGCUUCUGUACAAAAAGCACAAAGGGAAGAAAAUGACGGUCCCUGUGAGGAGGCACGCGUAUUUACAGCAGACUUUCAGCAAGAUCCAGUUUGUGGAGCACGAGGAGCUGGAUGCACAGGAGUUGGCCAAGAGAAUCAAUCAGGAAUCGGGAUCCUUGUCCUUUCUCUCAAACUCCCUGAAGAAGCUUGUCCCCUUUCAGCUCCCUGGGUCCAAGAGUGAGCACAAAGAACCCAAAGAUAAAAAGAUAAACAUACUGAUUCCUCUGUCUGGGCGUUUUGACAUGUUUGUGAGAUUUAUGGGAAACUUUGAGAAGACGUGUCUUAUCCCUAAUCAGAACGUCAAGCUGGUGGUUCUGCUUUUCAAUUCUGACUCCAACCCUGACAAGGCCAAACAAGUUGAACUGAUGAGAGAUUACCGCAUUAAGUACCCUAAAGCCGACAUGCAGAUUUUGCCUGUGUCUGGGGAGUUUUCAAGAGCUCUGGCCCUGGAAGUAGGAUCUUCCCAGUUUAACAAUGAAUCUUUGCUCUUCUUCUGCGACGUCGACCUCGUGUUUACUACAGAAUUCCUUCAGCGAUGUCGAGCAAAUACAGUUCUGGGCCAACAAAUCUAUUUUCCAAUCAUCUUCAGCCAGUAUGACCCAAAGAUCGUUUAUAGUGGGAAAGUUCCCAGUGACAACCAUUUUGCCUUUACUCAGAAAACUGGCUUCUGGAGAAACUAUGGGUUUGGCAUCACGUGUAUUUAUAAGGGAGAUCUUGUCCGAGUGGGCGGCUUUGAUGUUUCCAUCCAAGGCUGGGGGCUGGAGGAUGUGGACCUUUUCAACAAGGUUGUCCAGGCAGGUUUGAAGACGUUUAGGAGCCAAGAAGUAGGAGUAGUCCACGUCCACCAUCCUGUCUUUUGUGAUCCCAAUCUCGACCCCAAACAGUACAAAAUGUGCUUGGGGUCCAAAGCAUCGACCUAUGGGUCCACGCAGCAGCUGGCUGAGAUGUGGCUAGAAAAAAAUGAUCCAAGUUACAGUAAAAGCAGCAAUAAUAAUGGCUCAGUGAGGACGGCCUAAUGUCCAGCUUUGCUGGAAAAGACAUUUUUAAUUAUCUAAUUUAUUUUUCAAAAAUCUUUUGUAUGAUCAGUUUUUGAAGUCCGUAUACAAGGAUAUAUUUUACAAGUGGUUUUCUUACAUAGGACUCCUUUAAGAUUGAGCUUUUGAACAAGAAUGUGAUCAAUGUUUGCCUUUGAACACAUCUUCUUGCUGAACAUUAUGUAGCAGACCUGCUUAACUUUGACUUGAAAUGUACCUGAUGAACAAAACUUUUUUAAAAAAAUGUUUUCUUUUGAGACCCUUUGCUCCAGUCCUAUGGCAGAAAACGUGAACAUUCCUGCAAAGUAUUAUUGUAACAAAACACUGUAACUCUGGUAAAUGUUCUGUUGUGAUUGUUAACAUUCCACAGAUUCUACCUUUUGUGUGUGUGUUUUUUUUUUUUCACAAUUGUUUUAAAGCCAUUUCAUGUUCCAGUUGUAAGAUAAGGAAAUGUGAUAAUAGCUGUUUCAUCGUCGUCUUCCGGAGAGCUUUCCAGAGUUGAUCAUUUCCCCUCAGUGGUACUCUGCUCAGCAUGGCCACGUAGGUUUUUUGUUUGUUUUGUUUUGUUUUGUUUUUUGUUUUUUUGAGACGGAGUCUCGCUCUGUCACCCAGGCUGGAGUGCAGUGGCGCAGUCUUGGCUCACUUUAACCUGUACUUCCCUGCUUCAAGCAAUUCCCCUGCCUUUGCCUCCUGAGUAGCUGGGAUUACAGGCACACACCACCACGCCCGGCUAAUUUUUUUGUAUUUUUAGUAGAGACGGGGUUUCACCGUGUUGUCCAUACUGGUCAUGAACUCCUGACCUCAGGCAGUCCGCCCACCUGGGCCUCCCAAAGUGCUAGGGGUGGGCCACCAAGCCCAGCUGGCCACGUAGAUUUUAACACGAGGGGCGUGAAGAAAGCACAGUGAGAUAUGUGGCCGUUCUCGUGGUAGUUCAUUUGGCCUAAAUAGACCUGGCAUUAAAUUUCAAGAAGGAUUUGGCAUUUUCUCUUCUUGACCCUUCUCUUUAAAGGGUAAAAUAUUAAUGUUUAGAAUGACAAAGAUGAAUUAUUACAAUAAAUCUGAUGUACACAAACUGAAACACACACAACCCCCCCAAUCAAAACAUUGGGGAAAAAUGUAUUUGGUUUUGUUCCUUUCAUCCUGUCUGUGUUGUGUGGGUGGAGAUGGUUUUCAUUCUUUCAUUACUGUUUUGUUUUAUCCUUUGUAUCUGAAAUACCUUUAAUUUAUUUAAUAUCUGUUGUUCAGAGCUCUGCCAUUUCUUGAGUACCUGUUAGUUAGUAUUAUUUAUGUGUAUCAGGAGUGUGUUUAGUCUGUUUUAUUUGCAGUAAACCUAUCUCCAAAGAUUUCCUUUUGGAAACGCUUUUUCCCCUCCUUAAUUUUUAUAUUCCUUACUGUUUUACUAAAUAUUAAGUGUUCUUUGACAAUUUUGGUGCUCAUGUGUUUUGGGGACGAAAGUGAAAUGAAUCUGUUAUUAUACCAGAAAGUUAGUUUUUUAAAUUCUCAGAUCAAAUGUGCCUUAAUAAAAUUUUUUUUCAUGUAGAUUUCAAACGGUGAUAGACUUGCCAUUUUAAUACACAUCAUUGGAGAUCUGCGUAUUUGUAAAUAGCCUGAUGCUCAUUUGGAAAAAUAAACCAGUGAACAAUAUUUUUCUAUUGUACUUUUCAGAACCAUUUUGUCUCAUUAUUUCUGUUUUAGCUGAAGAAUUGUAUUACAUUUGGAGAGUAAAAAACUUAAAUACAAUUCAUAAA
This is a messenger RNA of Symphalangus syndactylus (siamang), 4635 nucleotides long. RefSeq names its product chondroitin sulfate synthase 1 (gene CHSY1). Gene Ontology annotation, cellular component: Golgi cisterna membrane. Lineage: Eukaryota; Metazoa; Chordata; Mammalia; Primates; Hylobatidae. Gene Ontology annotation, molecular function: glucuronosyl-N-acetylgalactosaminyl-proteoglycan 4-beta-N-acetylgalactosaminyltransferase activity. The record is from RefSeq and is a predicted model, not a curated record.